AUGAGCACCAUGUUCGCGGACACCCUGCUCAUCGUUUUUAUCUCCGUGUGCACGGCUCUGCUUGCCGAGGGUAUAACCUGGGUCCUGGUUUAUAGGACAGACAAGUACAAGAGACUGAAGGCAGAAGUGGAAAAACAGAGUAAAAAAUUGGAAAAGAAGAAGGAAACAAUAACAGAGUCAGCCGGUCGACAACAGAAAAAGAAAAUAGAGAGGCAAGAAGAAAAACUGAAGAAUAACAACAGAGAUCUGUCAAUGAGAUCAAGAGACUUAAAGCUCUAUUUCUGUACCAGAUUCUUUUCUGGAAGUUGGAAGCUUGUCAGUCUUCUAAAAAUAGCAAUUCUUUGUUUUUUCCCUUUUAGAUUUGAUGGUAGAGUGGUAGCAAAGCUUCCUUUCACCCCUCUUUCUUACAUCCAAGGACUGUCUCAUCGAAACCUGCUGGGAGAUGACACCACAGACUGUUCCUUCAUCUUCCUGUACAUUCUCUGUACUAUGUCAAUUCGGCAGAACAUUCAGAAGAUUCUUGGCCUUGCCCCUUCACGAGCUGCCACCAAGCAGGCAGGUGGAUUUCUUGGCCCUCCACCUCCUUCUGGGAAAUUCUCUUGAACUCAAGCAAGAACUCUUUAAUUCCUGUUCUUCUUUUCAGAAACUCACAUCAGACUGGCAACUAUUUUGCAGCAAGAGCCAUAGGCUGCCCUAGCACUUGGGCCACUUUUAAUUUUGAAUUACUUUUAGACCUUUUGGAUAUGAUUAGAACAAGAAUGGCCACCAACAAAUAUAAUAAUGCUUUUGGUCAUAGAUGAAUUAUUUUUUAAAUAAAUGGAUUGAUCAGUUAAGUUCAGGUGAUGUUUAUGUACUGAGAAACAAGCAGCAUCUUUCUGUUUCACUUUCAUAAAUGUUUUCUGUGGGACCGACUCUCAAGGCUGUUGUGUGUACUGUGGAAGAUGGCUUUCUAUGAACAUUUAAAGAUCUAGAAGGAAAAUUUUGUUUAUGAUGGUAACUCUUAAUGGAACUCUUGUGUUGUUUCUUCCAAGCCAAAUAUAUGACUUAAGAUUAAUAAAGAGGCCAAAUUUUUAGCUA
This is a messenger RNA of Otolemur garnettii (small-eared galago), 1077 nucleotides long. RefSeq names its product transmembrane and coiled-coil domains 1 (gene TMCO1). The record is from RefSeq and is a predicted model, not a curated record. The transcript has 6 exons. Bases 1 to 603 code for a protein of 200 amino acids. Gene Ontology annotation, biological process: endoplasmic reticulum calcium ion homeostasis. Gene Ontology annotation, molecular function: calcium channel activity. Gene Ontology annotation, cellular component: endoplasmic reticulum; cytoplasm; endoplasmic reticulum membrane. Lineage: Eukaryota; Metazoa; Chordata; Mammalia; Primates; Galagidae.